This is a messenger RNA of Symbiodinium sp. CCMP2592, 513 nucleotides long. NCBI's taxonomy places the organism in Eukaryota, Dinophyceae, Suessiales, Symbiodiniaceae. The record is from the annotation of a GenBank genome assembly.
AUGGUCCACCACCAAAGAGUGCGGCUUGCAAACCGGUUGCCAUUGGUGGCUCCAAGAAGGGUUGCUGGGCUCACAUCAACUACAGUGUGCCUGGACUGCCCAGACGUUAGCCACUCAGCUGCGGUGGGCGCUGACCAACGCCCUCGAGCGCGUGCGAUGUUUCGACGCUCCGCCGCGAGAUGUGAUGUAGGCUCAAGGCGCUUGGCGCCAAAGCGAGCUGACCCAGCCACUAUCGGUGGUGCAAUUAAUCUCCAGAUUGAUAUCCGGAGGUCGCCGUCGGCGCUGCUUUGGCACUUCGGGUUGAACGCCUUCCAGUGGCACUUGGCCCAGGUAAAACCACGACGAUGCACAGACACAGAACGCCGGCCGAAGCUAAAUUCACUUAGAGCUUGCACCAAGGCCUUUGCAUUUCUGCGCUUGCCUCAGACUUGCUUGCUUAGCAUGUGUGGCGUGGAUUUUCUGCAAGACAGUUGCAUCACUGGGCCAGGAACUGACUUUUUCGUGGAAACUUGA